GUAAUAAUGCACUAAUACGCAUUCAUAAGAAUUUUUUUAACAAAACAAACCAAGCAGCUUCGCACCAACCGGCAAGGCAGGCCGCAGGCUCUAUGCAAGGAAGCAGGUCAAGCCCGGCAGCUCUAAGCUGCUAAGCAGGCUAUUGCCGCUGGAGGAGGAUUAAGCAAUCGGUACUUCCAUCUUCCGCAGCAGGCCAUCGUAAAAAAAUCGAAUUUCUGGGGCUUAGGCUUUGGAUAACAGGAUUUCAGGGGCAGCCUGUUGGUUAUCUGUCAUCCUACCAACGAUAAUCAGGGCCGGCCUAGGUCUCUAUCUGGGGAAAUAAAACUCUGCUACUUCAAGGAUUUCUUCAAUGAUUCAAUCCUCCUGUAGCACGAACAACAAACAAUAGGAUCAGUUGUACAUUUAUGUUUGAAGGAUUCAGGAGCGUAGAGUAACAAAUUUUGAUAUUGAUUAUAAGGUGUUCUGUGAAAUUCCUCAAUGGGCCGUGGUAUUUUCAAGUGAUCGGCCUUAUUGGUUUUGCUCUGAGCAUCCUCAAACUUAUGCCUCACCGGAUUGGUCUUCUUGGUGAACUCCGUUCAUCACUCUUUAGAGAAUGUCGGCGAUUAAUGACCACCAGCAAAAGAGUACAAGAUCGGAGCAAAAAGAAGCGUGUCCAUGACCUUGAGAUUGUUGUGGAGAAACAAAAAAUCCUCUCCAAGAUCCUCUUCAUACUCGAAACUCUCAAGCAAGAAUCGGAGCAAAUCAUCACUGUACGUUCCCUCGAUCAAUACCGACGGCAAAUCAACCUCCCAAGGCCUCACAAGUUCUCUGAUUUCCUCCGGAAAUCUCCCAAGAUUUUUGAACUCUAUAAUGACCAAAGGGGAGUUUUAUGGUGUGGGAUGACAAAAGAAGCUGAAAAUCUAAUGCAAGAAGAAGAUGACCUGAUAGAGAAAAACAGUGAUAAAUCUGCAGAGUUUUUGACUCGAAUGUUAAUGAUGUCUGUCGAUAAACGCAUUAGCCUGGAUAAGAUUGCUCAUUUCAGGAGGGAUAUGGGUUUGCCUUUGGAUUUCAGAAACCAUUGGGUGCACAAAUAUCCGGAACAUUUCCGAGUGGUGAAACCCUUCGUGCCUUAUGAUGAGGGCGAGUAUCUGGAACUAGUGACUUGGAAUUCCAGCUGGGCAAUUACCGAGCUGGAAAAGAAAGCUUUGGGUGUUAGCAAAGCUCCGGAAGGUUCUUUUCCAGGUGUUCUUUCUUUGUCUUUCCCAAUGAAGUUCCCGCCAAACUAUAAGAAGAAGAUUUCCACGUGCAAACCUCAGAUUGAGAAGUUUCAGAACAGGGAGUAUUUGUCCCCUUACGGAGAUGCCAGUGGGUUAAAGGCCGGUUCGCAGGAGUUUGAUAAGAGGGCAGUGGCAGUAAUGCAUGAGUUGCUAAGCUUUAUGAUUGAGAAGAGGCUUGUGACAGACCAUUUGACUCACUUCAGGAGGGAGUUUGUGAUGCCUCAGAAGUUAAUGAGACUAUUGCUAAAGCAUUUCGGCAUCUUUUACGUCUCGGAGAGAGGUAGAAGAUUUGUUGUCUUCUUGAACGAAUUCUAUGAAAAUUCGGAGCUAGUCGAGAGACAUCCUCUGGUCGAUUGGAAAGAAAAGGUUCUUAACCUUGUUGGGUAUAGAAUUAAGAAAGAGAAAGAAGGCGUGUUGGAUGAUUUACUAGAUGAGACACGCGAUAGGGACUUAUUCGAUAGCAGUUCAGAAGAAGACUAUGGAGGUGUUCAGAUAAGUGGUCUUGAUGAGGAGAUGAGUGGUCUGGACAGGGAUAUAAUUGGAAGUGAUCCUGAAAUGGAGAUUGAGGACAUCUAUGAUGCAUAUAAUGCAUCCGAGUGAAACCUCCUGUUGCCUUGCCUCCUAAUAAGAACUAGGACAUAAUGCAUUCACCUAUGAAAAGCGGAAACUGGGAAAGAAUAUGUUUCUGUUUUGGAAACUCUACAGAAACUAUUUGGAAACUUUCGAAACAGUUACGGAGUAUUUCUUAUUAAAAGAUGGUGUUUCUCGAUUCCCGUUUCUCCAUGAUUCUCACGUUUCGGUGCAACAUAGACAUUCACAGCUGGAACUAAAUGAUCAUCCAACACUCAGAAACAGCAUAUGUAGAUGUCAAAUAAAAGGCUUAACCCAUCAAGCGAUCGUGUUGUUCUUUCUCUGUCUCUCUCUCUCUCUUUUUUUUUGCAUUCACAGGCUUGUAAGUUGUAAAGAUUUGAUGCGAAAUGGUCAAGGUUUUAGGCUCUCACAGAUACUCUGAUAAAAGGGCCCGUUUGGUAGUUUGCACAUUAAAACUUUACAUGCAAAGUGAUUGCAUGUAAAGUUUAGGGCCGUAAAAUAGUUUGCAUGUAAAAUAGAAAUACACCGUUUGGCUAUGUGUGUAAUCGUUUUUUGAAUUACACGCAAACGCUUUACAUUGUUUAUUGUCAAAUAA
This is a messenger RNA of Cuscuta epithymum, 2442 nucleotides long. The record is from the annotation of a GenBank genome assembly. Lineage: Eukaryota; Viridiplantae; Streptophyta; Magnoliopsida; Solanales; Convolvulaceae.